This is a messenger RNA of Esox lucius (northern pike), 3163 nucleotides long. RefSeq names its product protein FAM110A. NCBI's taxonomy places the organism in Eukaryota, Metazoa, Chordata, Actinopteri, Esociformes, Esocidae. The record is from RefSeq and is a predicted model, not a curated record.
CCACGCGAUCAAGAACCUCACGGAUGGACAGACGUAGGCCUGGUAAACUUUGUGUUACCGUUCAAUAAUAAUGUAACUUAGUAUACUAGUUUGGGAAUCCUAAAUAUUUGCUUUAGGAUAACCCAACUGUCAAGAAAUAUACUGUUCCAGCGUUGAGAAGCCGAUGUGGGACCCUGGGAAUCUGUGGAGCUGCCAGUUGAUCUCCUGCUUUUGAGGAUAGUAGGACUCCAGGACCGACAGAGCAGGAGCUUGAGUUGCUCAGACACUGUGGCUGUGUAAUCUAGUUAAAGGGACCAACAACCGGCUUCCAGGCUGAACCCAGGAUCUGCCCCCGUGGCGUUUCUGACCUGGACUGAUGUGAAGUGCAACCCUUGGUGAGCCUGUCUGAAACAGCCUUUCAUUGGAGACUGGAAGAGGACAGAUAAUAUACCUGGGAGACUGUAAAGAAAGAAAGGAGGGAUACGAGAAAUUCAGCACAUCAACCGAGCCUCUAGAAUGCCUGUGGAGACCCUCCAGGCCUCUGGCGGCCGUCUGGCAGGGGUCCCCUUCACCUCAGCCAUGCCCUUCCGCAUCCUCAACAAGGGGCCGGAAUACUUCCGGCGGCCUGUGGAGCCUGGCGCCCGAAAGCUGAGCGCGGUGGAGCGGCUGGAGGCGGACAAGGCCAAGUAUGUGAAGAGCCAGCAGGUGGCGCUCACCAGACAGGAGCCUGUCAAACCCCCCAUCAUCCGCAAGCCUCUUCUGUCCCCUGGCAUGAUGCUUCAGUGUCGGAUCAGUGCCCCCCCAGCCCGCAAGGCCCCCCCCGCGUCCGGCCGACACGGAGAAGGAGGGGGGGCGGCGGGUGUAGGGUGGCGGCGGGGACCGCCCCUGAACCUGGAGAUCCUCAACAACCUCAUCAAUAACGUGUGUGACGGACCUGUGCCCUCCUCGCCAUCUCCCGCGCCCUCCUCCCCCUCCGCCUCCUCCCCUUCAUCCGGGGGGAACAGCUUUGGGAAUGGACAUUUGGCUGACCAGGAGAGGAGCGGUGGAGCCACGCACAACCUCAGGCCUGUUAAUAACUGCAACACCUCUUCAACCAACUCCUCCUCAUCCACCUCCUCCCCCCUGAACCACAGCCAGGCCUCCCGCGAGGAGCCCGGCCGCCGGCCGCCUCCUGUCCCCGCGCGGGGUGCCCGGCUGGGCUUUCCCGUUCCCUACAGCUCCCCUAACUCGGUGACGGUACGCAGGGUGGAUGUGAGGCCCCAGGCUGUGACGAGGACACUGCAGAGGGCCCCAGCUCUUAUCAAGCCCAGACAGACUGCCCAGCCCCAGGUGGCCCAUUCCCAGGCCUCACCCCCUCCACAGCAAUGCCAGCCCCCAACCCCCUCCAUGGCUCUCCCCUCUACCCCCCUCUACCUGCCUCCCAGCCCCAUGCUGAUACGGGCUGGCAUGAUGCCCCCGGCCUCCCCUGCUUUCACCCGCCUGUCUUCAGCCAGCUCCCGAGGUUCUCGCCCCGGCUCGGCCCGUAAACACCCCUCCUUACACCGCUCCAAGUCGGACCUGAGCGACCGGUACUCACGAGCCACGGCCGACCUGGAGCGCUUCUUCAACUACUGCGGGCUGCACCCGGACGAGGUGGAGGGCAUGGGGGGCGUGGAGCGUUUCGCCAGGGCCAGCUCGGACAUCGUGUCCGUGUCCAAGCUGCGCAGCGUAAGCACGCCCAGCUCCGAGUGUGAACGGGCGCGGGAACAGGGGGAGGACGAGGACGAGGAGGGUUCUGCCCAACCCGGGGAGCGUGUCCCCUACGGAAUCUCGGUCAUCGAGAGGAACGCCCGCGUCAUCAAGUGGCUCUACGGGAUCCGACAGGCGCGGGACAACACCACUGUGUCCAACGUGUAGAGGAAAGAGACAGGAGGAACAUCAGGGGGGAAGGUUCCGGAAUGAUACCCAGGCCAGACCCACAGUGUUUAUUUUUUUAUUAUUAUUAUUUAUUAAGAAAUGGCACAGAUCGUUGAGGGGGUCUUUUGGUAUACAUUGUAUUUUCAAGGAUGACCUUAUUUUGUACUUUGGGUCACGUCUAAUGGAUAUCAGUUUAUUUGAGGAGGGGGAUUGUUGCUUUUGAAGCAGCACACUUGGAGAACAAGAAUCAUAUGACUGAAUCUGGGCUGCAAGUCAGGACUGCUUCCAUCAAAGUGAAGGACAACAACGCCCUUCUCCUUAAACAAACAUACAAGGCAAUAAUGGCAGUGGUAGGAAUGACUGAAUGUGGAGACGUUGGUAACGUUGACGUCAGUGGCCCUGUAAUGAUGUGGUUCACGCUGUCUGUCUCUGUCACAGGUACUAAAGGGCUGUGUUUUGGGUCCCGGAGCCUUGUUCUAUCUGGACAGGGGUUGGAGCUAGAAUUGAGACUCAUAACAAUGCAGGAAUAAGCUCUGGAAGUUCCACAGCUCGUGCGUGUGUAUGUAUGGGUGUGUGUGUGCACGUGCGCGCGCCUAGAACCACAUUGAUACUGUGAAACGGGAACGCUUCCAUAGAAUUUUUUUUUUUUUUUCAUUUGGCUGUAAGACUGUUGAUUAAUACAAUUGAUGUUCUGCUGCUACAAAGCACACACCUGUACUCCCAAAUACACAGUAAACCGUCAGGUGGGUGACAUGGUGGCGUCUGUACCCGUGGGCUGUGUGGGUGCAAAGGAGCAUGGCCUUGAAUCACGUAUAGGGUUGCAUAGAUUAGUGUUUCUGUUUGUUCAGAUGUUGAAUGGGCACGCACAAUAAAGCCAGUGUCAUAAGGUUCAGGUAGUUUUACAGUGAAGGGGUUCUGUCUGGGAUUUGAGGUGAGGACAUCCUGCUCAGCGGACGAGGCACCAGGAUCGAAAGAGUGAGACGCGUCGAUGAAGGAAACGAAGCAGAAGGGGUUUUUGGUUCGACAUAGCUUGUUGAGAAGGACCACUUUUUUUACAUUCAAUUUGAACUUUUACGUUAAGACUAUUGUUUUUGCAAUAUUCAACAACCAGUGCAUAGCACUCAAGCUUUUGUUUACAAAAGUGCAAUCAGAUCGUGUCUGUGAACAUGCGCAUACACAUUCAAAUCCAGCUAGUGUCAUUGUUAGUGGGAGUGGUGUGUGACUGAACAGACAGGCACUCUGCAGGGUAAAAUGGGCUAAAUUCCAUUUACAUUCCAAAAAAAAAAAA